Molecule: messenger RNA, 1783 nt
Organism: Saccostrea cuccullata (small rock oyster)
Lineage: Eukaryota; Metazoa; Mollusca; Bivalvia; Ostreida; Ostreidae
Product: orexin receptor type 2-like
Exons: 1
Coding region: 87-1151 (354 amino acids)
Biological process (GO): G protein-coupled receptor signaling pathway
Cellular component (GO): plasma membrane
Molecular function (GO): G protein-coupled receptor activity
Source: RefSeq, a predicted model, not a curated record
AUUAAAUUUUGUUUGAUUUCACAUUUCAUUUUAGAUUGAAGAUAAACAAUUACACUGUGGUUGUCUUCUUAAUUAAAAGUUCAGAUAUGGAGGAUGCAGAGACUUUGUCCGAGGAAUACUCGAAAGCCUUACUCCCCAACACAAUUAUACAACUUAUAAUGGGUACCCUUGGAGUAUUUGGAAAUUGUCUGGUUCUUUUGAUGUACACUAAAUAUGUUGAAGACAACAAGGGCUCCCGAUAUUUCAUACCAGUUCUGGCUUUUGUGGAUCUUAUCGGAACGGUGUCUAACGUCACUGGAUUUUAUAUGAGAGACAACAUGCGCUACAAUCACGGCAGUGACUUUUUGUGUAAAAUGUUCCCUUUCACAACAGCACUGACCGGAGGAUUUUCGGCCCAUUUGACCUUUGCUAUAGCCCUGCAGAGAUAUUUAAUGAUAUGCCGUCCGUUUGGUCAGCAACUGUCCACACAAAGGCGCAGAGUUUUCGUCUUGGUUUUAUUUUUGAUUUCCACGGCCUAUGCAUCUCCAUUGCUAAAAUUGAAUAAAAUACAAGUAUAUACUAGUGCAUUAAAUAACGUAACUAGCAACUUCUCUACCUGUGCGACUAGCAACGAUACCUACAGAUCCAGCGAUCUGGUGCAAUAUCUAGGAGUUUUAUUAUUCUUUUCCAUCAUUAACAUUUUUGUCACCUCCAUUCUUUAUAUUCCUGUGAUUAAAGCUAUAUAUAAAAGACGUUUAAAUGUCAGACGCAUUCAGGCAAAUACUGUACCAGAUGGGAACAUUAAUAUCUCAAGCAGAGAAUUACAAACAUUUGGCGUUGGAGAAAAUGCAGGUCUGAAAAAUUCAACACAGACUAAUGAUGAAAACAAUAAAACAUCCAGGAAAGACAGAGAGGCUAGAAAGAAUAUUAGCGUCAUGUAUCUCGUCAUCAUUAUUGUCUACGUUGUUUCGUAUGGGACUUCACUAGUUACACAAAUCUACCACUUCACAAAAACGGAGGAAAUUAAAGGGUACAAACGGAAUAUUAACUUUCUUUUUAUGCGUUUUCAACUGGUCAAUCACAUUGCUAAUCCAUAUAUUUACUGGUAUUAUGACCUAAAGUUUAGAAAGGAACUUCGAAGGUUUUGCUGUGAUAAAAUUCUGAAAAAGUGAUAAAUUUUUUUUGAAGAUUAAUACAUUGAGUUGCAUUUCCGCAAUUUACAUCAACAGGGACUUUAAUACAUUUCUUUUGUUAGCUUACUUUUCUGGGGUACUUGUCUUAGUUUUUUUUAGCAUGAUAUUUCUGUUACAAUAUUUGUUUUCUUUGUAUGUUGUCUUUUUUUAUUCAGUUCAAACAUUGGUUUGAAAAUAAAAGCAUUCAAACUGUAUACUUAUUGUACAGAAACAAUCUUGAAAUGUAUUUUCAUUUUUAAAAAGAUGAAGUAAAAUGAUGAUUAAAUCAUAAAAUUUAUAAUGAAGUAUGAAUACCAGAUACAUAACAGCAUUUAAAAUCAAAAGAACACUCAAACGACACCAAUCAGGAGCAGCACAAACACGGACCUCUAAAACAGCUGAUAUGGGAUCAUGAGUGCGCAUGUCCUGGCGACCGAUAACAAUCGUCUUGUGCUCUAUGCCUUGAUCUAAAAAUGACAGUUAAUUCAAUCGGUACUUCGGUGUGUAAAUAAUUGCCUAACAAUUAGUAUGGAAAACGCCAGGCAAGGUUUGCUUAAUAAUUUUUCAAAGGUGUGAAAAUGACACAAUAGUUGUAAUAAUUUUUGCACGAGUUUACACUGCAAGUUUCUUUU